AUGCUUGUCUUGGGUGGCUGCAAGACAGCCAACUUCCUCAGCGAGCUCAAGUUCGUCCGCAAGCUGCUGUCCGACUUCCCCGUGGUGCCCACGGCCACGCGCGUGGCCAUCGUGACUUUCUCGUCCAAGAACAACGUGGUGCCGCGCGUCGACUACAUCUCCUCCCGCCGCGCGCACCAGCACAAGUGCGCUCUGCUCAGCCGCGAGAUCCCCGCCAUCACCUACAAGGGUGGCGGCACCUACACCAAGGGCGCCUUCCAGCAAGCCGCGCAAAUUCUUCAUCAUUCUAGAGAAAAUGCGACAAAAGUUAUAUUUCUCAUCACUGACGGCUAUUCCAAUGGGGGAGAUCCUAGGCCAGUUGCAGCAAUGCUGCGAGAUUUUGGAGUGGAGAUCUUCACUUUUGGCAUAUGGCAAGGGAACAUUCGAGAGCUGAAUGACAUGGCUUCUCCCCCAAAGGAGGAGCACUGCUACCUGCUCCACAGUUUUGAAGAAUUUGAGGCUUUAGCUCGCCGGGCAUUGCACGAAGAUCUGCCUUCUGGGAGUUUCAUUCAAGAGGAUAUGUCUCAUUGCUCACAUCUGUGUGAAGCCGGCAGAGACUGCUGUGACCGAAUGGCUAGCUGCAAAUGUGGGACACACACAGGUCAAUUUGAAUGCGUCUGUGAAAAGGGAUAUUACGGGGAAGGCCUGCAGUAUGAGUGCACAGCUUGCCCACCAGGGACAUUUAAACCAGAAGGUGUGCCAGGCGGUAUCAGCACUUGCCUUCCGUGUCCUGAUGAAAAUCACACCUCUCCACCAGGAAGUACGUCCCCUGAGGACUGCGUCUGCAAGGAGGGCUUCCAGGCAUCCGGCCAGACCUGCGAGGUUGUGCACUGCCCUGCCCUGAAGCCUCCAGAAAACGGUUACUUUAUCCAAAACACUUGCCACAACCACUUCAAUGCAGCCUGUGGGGUCCGAUGUCACCCUGGAUUUGACCUCGUGGGAAGCAGCAUCCUCUUGUGUCAACCCAAUGGUUUGUGGUCCGGUUCAGAGAGCUACUGCAAAGUAAGAACAUGCCCUCGUCUCCGCCAACCCAGACAUGGCCGCCUGAGCUGUUCCACGGGGGAAAUGUCCUACAAGACAACGUGUUUGGUUACCUGCAAUGAAGGGUACAGACUAGAAGGAAGUGCUAAGCUGACCUGUCAAGGGAAUGCCCAGUGGGAUAGUUUAGAACCCCGCUGUGUAGAGCGCCAGUGCGCCACCUUUCAGAUGCCCAAAGGUGUCAUCGUGUCCCCCGCCAGCUGCGGCAGGCAGCCAACCAAACCUGGGACAGUUUGUCAGCUCAGUUGCCACGAAGGAUACAUUUUAGCUGGAGUCAGAGAAGAAUUGCGAUGUACCACCUCUGGAAAAUGGAGCGCCAGGGUUCAGACAGCUGUUUGUAAAGAUGUGGAGGCUCCUCAAAUCAACUGUCCUCCGGAUAUAGAGGCUAAGACGCAGGAACAGCAGGACUCUGCUAAUAUCACCUGGCAAAUCCCAACAGCUAAAGACAACUCUGGGGAAAAGCUGUCAAUCCAUGUCCAUCCAGCUUUUACCCCACCUUACCUCUUCCCCAUUGGAGAGGUUGCUAUCACGUACACGGCAAUUGACCUAUCCAGCAACCAAGCCAGCUGCACUUUCCAUAUCAAGGUCAUUGAUGUGGAGCCACCUAGCAUAGACAGGUGCAGAUCCCCACCUCCCAUCCAGGUCUCCGAGAAGCAGCAUCCUGCAACCUGGGAUGAGCCUCAGUUCUCAGACAACUCGGGGGCCGUGCUGGUCAUCACCAGAAGUCACACCCCAGGAGACCUCUUCCCUCAAGGGGAGACUGUGGUGCGGUAUACAGCCACUGACCCCUCCGGCAAUAAAAGAACAUGUGACAUUCACAUUGUCCUGAAAGGUUCUCCCUGUGAAAUUCCAUUUACCCCUGUAAAUGGGGAUUUCGUAUGUACUCAAGAUAGUGCUGGAGUUAACUGCACAUUAAGUUGCCUGGAGGGCUAUGAUUUCACAGAGGGGUCUAUGGAGAAGUAUUACUGUGCUUAUGAAGAUGGUAUCUGGAGACCACCGUAUUCCACUGAAUGGCCAGAUUGUGCUAUAAAACGUUUUGCAAAUCAUGGGUUCAAGUCCUUUGAGAUGCUGUACAAAGCAACUCGUUGUGAUGACACGGACCUGUUGAAAAAGUUUUCAGAAGCAUUUGAGACGACCCUGGGGAAAAUGGUGCCAUCAUUCUGCAGUGACGCUGAUGACAUUGACUGCAGACUGGAGGACCUGACCAAAAAAUACUGCCUGGAGUAUAAUUAUGACUACGAAAAUGGCUUUGCAAUUGGACCAGGAGGUUGGGGUGCAGCUAAUCGGCUAGAUUACUCUUAUGAUGACUUCUUGGACUCUGUGCAAGAAACACCCGCAGGUGCUGGCAAAGCUAGAUCUUCACGAACUAAAAGAAGUGCCCCAUUAACUGACCACAAAGUUAAGUUAACUUUUAACAUCACAGCUAGUGUGCCUUUACCUGAUGAAAGAAAUGACACUAUUGAAUUGCAAAAUCAGCGACGACUCAUUAACACAUUGGAAACUAUCACCAAUCACUUGAAAAUGACCCUUGAUAAGGAGCCCAUGUAUUCCUUCCAGCUGGCAUCUGAAAUACUCGUAGCCGAUAGCAAUUCCUUAGAAACGGAAAAGGCUUUCCUCUUCUGCAGACCAGGCUCAGUGCUCAGAGGGCGCAUGUGUGGUAAGACUUGCCCCUGCAAUNNCUAUUAUUCUGUGACUCGGUAUGCCUGUGAAAGCUGCUUGAUGGGAUCGUAUCAAGAUGAAGAAGGACAACUUGAGUGCAAACCCUGUCCAACUGGGACUAACACUGAAUAUCUCCAUUCAAGAAACAUCUUGGAAUGUAAAGCUCUUUGUAAACAAGGCACCUACUCAUCAAAUGGGCUUGAGACUUGUGAAUCGUGUCCACUGGGCAGUUAUCAGCCAGCCGUUGGAGCCCGGAGCUGCCUCUCAUGUCCAAGGAACACUUCGACUGUGAAGAGAGGAGCCGUGGACAUUUCUGCUUGUGGAGUACCUUGUCCACUAGGAGAAUUCUCUCGCUCUGGGUUAAUGCCCUGUCAUCCUUGUCCUCAAGACUACUACCAACCCGAUGCAGGAAAGUCCUUCUGCUUGGCUUGUCCCUUUUACGGAACUACAACCUUCGCUGGCGCCACAUCCAUCACAGAUUGUUCCAGUUUUGGUUCUACUUUCUCAGCAGCAGAGGAAAGUAUAGUGCCCCAAAGUUCUCUGGGACAUAUCAAAAAGAAGUAUGAAGUUGGCAGUCAGGUUUUCCACGAAUGCUUCUUAAACCCCUGCCACAAUAGUGGGACCUGCCAACAACUUGGCCAUGGUUAUGUCUGCCUCUGUUCACCUGGAUAUACCGGCUCAAAGUGUGAAACAGACAUUGAUGAAUGCAGCUCACUGCCAUGCCUCAACAAUGGAAUUUGUAAAGACCACGUAGGGGAAUUCAUUUGUGAAUGUCCAUCUGGUUACACAGGUCCACUAUGCGAAGAAAACAUAAAUGAGUGCAGCUCCAGUCCCUGUCUAAAUAAAGGCGUCUGCGUGGAUGGUGUGGCUGGCUAUCGCUGCACAUGUGCAAAAGGAUACAUAGGCCUGCACUGUGAGACAGACAUCAAUGAAUGCCAGUCAAGCCCAUGCUUAAAUAAUGCAGUCUGUGAAGAUCAGGUUGGGAGGUUCUUGUGCAAAUGCCCAGCUGGAUUUUGGGGUACCCGGUGUGAAAAAAACAUGGAUGAGUGUCUCAGUCAACCAUGCAAAAACGGAGCUACUUGUCAAGAUGGCGUCAAUAGCUUCAGAUGCCAGUGCGCGGCUGGCUUCACAGGGCCGCACUGUGAACUGAACAUCAAUGAAUGCCAGUCUAACCCGUGUAGAAAUCAAGCCACCUGUGUGGAUGAAUUAAACUCAUACAGUUGUAAAUGUCAGCCGGGAUUUUCAGGCAGCAGGUGUGAAACAGAACAGUCUACGCGCUUUAACCUGGAUUUUGAAGUUUCUGGUACCUAUGGUUACGUCAUCCUAGACGGUGUGCUUCCCUCUCUCCACGCCAUAACCUGCACGUUCUGGAUGAAAUCCUCUGAUCUCAACAACUAUGGAACGCCGAUCUCCUAUGCGCUGGAGAAUGGCAGCGACAAUACCUUCCUUCUGACCGAUUACAAUGGCUGGGUUCUUUAUGUGAAUGGCAAGGAAAAGAUAACAGAUUGUCCCUCCGUGAAUGACGGCAGUUGGCAUCAUAUUGCAAUCACAUGGACAAGUGUGGAUGGAGCCUGGAAAGUCUAUAUUGAUGGCAAAUUAUCUGAUGGUGGUAUGGGUCUCUCCAUAGGUUCGGCCAUACCUGGUGGCGGUGCAUUAGUUCUUGGGCAAGAGCAAGACAAAAAAGGAGAGGGAUUCAACCCAGCGGAGUCUUUUGUGGGCUCCAUAAGCCAGCUCAACCUCUGGGACUAUGUCCUGUCUCCACAGCAGGUGAAAUCAUUGGCUACCUCAUGCCCAGAGGAGCUCACCAAAGGAAAUGUGUUAGCCUGGCCUGACUUCCUGUCGGGAAUUGUGGGGAAAGUGAAGAUCGAUUCCAAGAGCAUAUUCUGUUCUGAUUGCCCACCCUUAGAAGGAGCCAUACCUCAUCUGCGGACUGCAUCAGUAGACUUAAAACCAGGCUCCAGGAUCAGUCUGUCGUGUGAUCCAGGCUUCCAGAUGGUCGGGAACCCUGUGCAGUACUGUCUGAAUCAAGGACAGUGGACACAACCAUUCCCUCACUGUGAACGCAUUAGCUGUGGGUUGCCACCCUCUUUGGAGAAUGGCUUUUAUUCAGCCGAGGACUUCCAUGCUGGCAGCACAGUGACCUACCAGUGCAACAAUGGCUACUAUUUGUUGGGUGAUUCAAGGAUGUUCUGUACCAAUAAUGGGAGCUGGAAUGGCAUUUCACCAUCAUGCAUUGAUGUUGACGAAUGUGCACUUGGGUCCGAUUGUAGCAAGUAUGCUUCCUGCCUGAACACGAAUGGGUCCUACACUUGCUUGUGUAACCCUCACUACACGGGAGAUGGUAAACACUGUGCAGAACCAAUAAAAUGUAAGGUUCCAGGAAAUCCAGAAAAUGGCCACUCUUCUGGUGAGAUUUACACAGUGGGUGCCGAAGUCACAUUUUCUUGUGAGGAAGGAUACCAGCUGAUGGGCGCAAACAAAAUCACAUGUUCGGAGUCUGGAGAAUGGAGCCAUCUGAUACCACAUUGUGAAGCUGUUUCCUGCAGUGCACCAGCUGCUCCAGAAAACGGUGCCAUUGAUGGGUCAGCAUUUACCUACGGCAGUAAAGUGAUAUAUAGGUGUAAUAAAGGAUAUACUCUCGAGGGUGAUAAAGAGUCAUCCUGUCUUGCUAGCGGUUCUUGGAGUCACUCUCCUCCUGUGUGUGAACCAGUCAAGUGUUCCAGCCCUGAAAACAUAAACCAUGGGAAAUACGUUUUGAGCGGGCUUACCUACCUUUCUACUGCAUCGUAUUCCUGCGAGAGUGGGUACAGCUUGCAGGGCCCUUCCAUCCUUGAAUGCUCGGCAUCCGGCAGCUGGGACAGAGCGCCACCUACCUGUCAUCUUGUCUUCUGUGGAGAGCCUCCUGCCAUCAAAGAUGCUGUCAUCACCGGCAAUAACUUCACUUUGGGAAGCACCGUCACUUACACCUGCAAAGAAGGCUACACCCUCGCUGGACCUGACACCAUUGAAUGCCUGGCCAGUGGCAAGUGGAGUGGAAGUAACCAGCAGUGUCUGGCUGUCUCCUGUGACGAGCCCCCCCACGUGGACCACGCCUCUCCAGAGACUGCCCAUCGGUUAUUUGGAGACAUUGCAUUCUACUACUGUGCGGAUGGCUACAGCCUGGCAGACAAUUCCCAGCUGCUCUGCAAUGCCCAGGGCAAGUGGGUUCCCCCAGAAGGUCAGGCCAUGCCCCGGUGUAUAGCUCACUUCUGUGAAAAACCCCCAUCUGCUUCCUACAGCAUCUUGGAAUCUAUAAGCAAAGCAAAAUUUGCAGCAGGCUCCGUUGUGAGCUUCAAAUGCCUGGAAGGUUUCGUACUGAACACCUCAGCAAAGAUUGAAUGCAUGAGAGGCGGGGAGUGGAACCCCUCCCCCAUGUCCAUCCAGUGCAUCCCCGUGCGGUGUGGAGAGCCACCGAGCAUCAUGAAUGGCUAUGCGAGUGGAUCAAACUACAGUUUUGGGGCCAUGGUGGCUUAUAGCUGCAACAGGGGCUUCUACAUCAAAGGGGAGAAGAAGAGCACUUGCGAAGCCACAGGACAGUGGAGUAGCCCCAUACCUACGUGCCACCCAGUGUCUUGCAGUGAGCCACCUAAGAUUGAGAAUGGCUUUCUGGAGCAUGUCACUGGCAGGGUCUUUGAGAGUGAAGUGAGAUUUCGGUGUAACCCGGGAUAUAAGCUAAUUGGAAGCCCUGUAUUUGUCUGCCAAGCCAAUCGCCACUGGCACAGUGAAUCCCCUCUGUCGUGCAUCCCUCUCAGCUGUGGAAAACCUCCCCCGAUCCAGCAUGGCUACAUGAAAGGAGACAAUUUUGAAGUGGGGUCCAAAGUUCAGUUUUUCUGUAAUGAGGGUUAUGAACUUAUUGGAGAUAACUCUUGGACAUGCCAGAAAUCUGGCAAAUGGAACAAGAAGCCAAACCAAAAGUGUGUGCCCACCAAGUGCCCAGAUCCACCCCUCCUGGAAAACCAGCUGGUGCUGAAAGAGUUGACUGCGGAGGUGGGAGUGGUGAUGCUCUCCUGUAAAGAAGGGCAUGUCCUCCAGGGCCCCUCUGUCCUGAAAUGCCUGCCAUCCCAGCAAUGGAAUGAUUCUUUUCCUGUUUGUAAGAUGGUUCUUUGCCUCCCACCUCCCCUAAUUGCCUUUGGUGUCCCUGCUCCUGCUUCCGCUCUUCAUUUUGGAAGUACCGUCAACUAUUCGUGUGUGGAUGGCUUUUUCCUAAGAGGAGAUCCUACCAUCCUCUGCCAAGCUGACGGUACCUGGAGCUCUCCACUGCCUGAAUGUGUCCCAGUGGAAUGCCCCCAACCUGAAGAAAUCCUCAAUGGCAUCAUCGAUGUGCAUGGUCUUGCCUAUCUCAGCACAGCUCUCUAUACCUGCAGGCCAGGCUUUGAGUUGGUGGGAAAUACUACCAUCCUAUGUGGAGAAGAUGGUCACUGGCUUGGAGGCAAACCAACAUGUAAACCCAUUGAGUGUCCAAAGCCCAAGGAGGUUUUGAAUGGACAAUUCUCUCACACAAACCUAUACUCUGGACAAACCAUUACGAUCUCCUGUGACCCAGGCUUCAGGCUUGAAGGUCCCAAGACCUUGACCUGUUUAGAGACAGGUGAUUGGGAUGUGGAUGUCCCAUCUUGCAGUGCCAUCCACUGUGACCCCCCGCAACCCAUUGAUAAUGGCUUCGUCGAAGGUGCAGAUUAUAGCUAUGGUUCUAUGAUCAUCUACAGCUGCUUCCCUGGAUUCCAGAUGGCUGGUCAUGCCAUGCAUACCUGUGAAGAGUCCGGAUGGUCAAGCUCCAGCCCAACCUGUGUACCCAUAGACUGUGGUCUCCCUCCUGAAACUGACUUUGGAGACUAUACUAAGCUCAAGGAUGGUGAGGGGUAUUUUGACCAAGAGGAAGAUAUGAUGGAAGUUCCCUAUCUGACUCCUCACCCUCAUCAUUAUCUGGAAGCAGUGGUUAAAACCUGGGAAAACUCAACUCCUGCUACGCUUUCGACAAGCUUUCUACAUGGCACCAUGGUCUCAUACACCUGUAAUCCAGGUUAUGAACUUUUGGGGAACCCUGUGCUGAUCUGCCAGGAAGAUGGAACUUGGAACAGCAGUGCCCCAUCCUGCAUUUCAAUUGAAUGUGACUUGCCUGUUGCUCCUGAAAAUGGCUUUUUGCAUGUUACAGAGACCACCAUGGGCAGUGCUGUCCAGUAUAGCUGCAAACCCGGGUACAUUCUGGUGGGCUCCGACAUAAGACUUUGUCUACAGAAUAAAGAGUGGAGUGGUGCUUCCCCGCACUGUGAGGCCAUCGCAUGCAAAAAACCAAGUCCAGUUACAAAUGGCUCCAUCAAAGGAAACAACUACACCUACCUGAGUGUGUUGUACUAUGAAUGUAAUCCCGGGUACGUGUUGAAUGGCACUGAGAGGAGAACGUGCCAAGAAAAUAAAAAUUGGGAUGGGAAUGAGCCAGUUUGCAUUCCUGUGGACUGUCGUUCACCCCCAAUCUUAGCCAAUGGCCAGGUGAGAGGAGAUGAGUACACAUUCCAAAAAGAGGUUGAGUACACUUGCAAUGUAGGGUUCUUACUUGAGGGAGCCAGGAGUCGUGUUUGUCUGGCCAAUGGAAGUUGGAGUGGAACCACCCCCAUCUGUGUGCCUGUCAACUGUGCCACCCCACCUCAGGUGGCAAAUGGGGUGAUGGAUGGCCUGGAGUAUGGCUUCGGGAAGGAAGUGGUGUUCCGCUGUCAGGAGGGCUACGUGUUGCACGGUGCUCCAAAGCUCACCUGUCAAUCAGACGGGAACUGGGACGCAGAGUUUCCUCUCUGUAAACUGGUUAACUGUGGACCUCCUGAAGAUCUUUCCCAUGGCUUCCCUAAUGGCUUUUCCUUUUAUCAUGGGGGGCAUAUACAGUAUCAGUGCCUUUCCGGUUAUAAGCUCCAUGGAAGUCCUUCAAGAAGGUGUCUCUCCAAUGGCUCCUGGAGUGGCAGCCCACCUUCCUGCCAGCCUUGCAGGUGUUUCACACCAGUCAUUCAAGGUGGAACUGUCAACAGAACAGAUUUGGGUUGUGGAAAGACAGCUCAGCUUCAGUGCUUUAAAGGCUUCAAGCUCCUGGGACCUUCUGAAAUCACCUGUGAAGCCGAUGGCCAGUGGAGCUCUGACUUCCCCCGCUGUGAACACAUGUCUUGUGGUUCUCUCCCAACAAUACCAAAUGCAUUCAUCAGUGAGAGUGACUCUUUGGAAGAAAAUGUGAUAACUUACAGCUGCAGACCUGGGUAUGUCAUCCAGGGCAGUUCACAUCUGACUUGCACCGAGAAAGGGAUGUGGAGCCAGCCUUAUCCAGUUUGUCAGCCCCUGUCCUGCGGACCCCCACCAUCUGUUGCCAAUGCAGUGGCAAUUGGAGAGGCGCACACCUAUGAAAGUAAAGUGAAGCUCAGAUGUCUGGAAGGUUAUGUGAUGGACACAGACAUAGAUACAUUCACCUGUCAGAAAGAUGGCCGUUGGUCCCCUGAGAGAAUCUCCUGCAGUCCCAAAAACUGUUCUCUGCCAGCAAACAUCACACGUGUACUUGUUCAUGGGGACGAUUUCAGUGUGAACCAGCAAGUUUCUGUGUCAUGUGCAGAAGGCUACACCUACGAGGGAGUUAACAUAUCGACCUGUCGGCUUGAUGGCACCUGGGAGCCACCAUUUUCUGAUGAAUCGUGCAGUCCAGUUUCUUGCGGGAAACCUGAAAGUCCAGAAUAUGGAUUUGUGAUUGGCAGUAUAUUCAGCCUUGGAAGCACGGUGAUUUAUCAGUGUGAGCCCGGCUAUGAAUUAGAGGGGAACAUUGAACGUUUCUGUCAGGAGAACAGACAGUGGAGUGGAGAGGUAGCAACGUGCAAAAAGAUCAGUUGUGAAGCUCCAAUUGAGUUCCUGAACGGGAAAGCUGAGGUGGAAAAUACCACCAUUGGCCCCAGAGUGGUGUAUUCCUGCAACAGAGGCUACAGUCUGGAAGGGUCGCCCGAGGUCUAUUGCACUGAAAAUGGAAGCUGGAGCCACCCAGUUCCUCACUGCAAACCAAACCCAUGCCCUGUCCCUUUUGUCAUUCCUGAGAACGCUCUGCUCUCUGAAAAGGAGUUUUACGUGGACCAGAAUGUGUCCAUCAAGUGUAGAGAAGGCUUCCUGCUCCAGGGCCAGGCCGUCAUUACCUGCAACCCUGACGAGACGUGGACACAGACAAGUGCCAAGUGUGAAAAAAUCUCAUGCGGUCCACCAAGUCAUGUACCAAAUGCAAUUGCUCGAGGCGUACAUUAUCAGUAUGGGGACAUGAUCACCUACUCGUGUUACAGUGGGUACAUGUUGGAAGGUUCCCUAAGGAGUGUUUGCCUAGAGAGUGGAAAUUGGACAUCACCUCCUAUUUGCCGGGCCGUCUGUCGAUUCCCAUGUCAGAAUGGAGGUAUCUGCCAACGCCCAAAUGCUUGCUCCUGUCCAGACGGCUGGAUGGGGCGCCUCUGUGAAGAACCAAUAUGCAUUCUUCCCUGUCUGAAUAGCGGUCGCUGUGUGGCCCCUUAUCAGUGUGACUGCCCACCUGGCUGGACGGGGUCCCGCUGUCAUACAGCUGUUUGCCAGUCUCCCUGCUUAAAUGGUGGAAAAUGCGUAAGACCAAACCGAUGCCAUUGUCUCUCAGCUUGGACUGGACACGACUGUUCCAGGAAAAGGAGGACUGGGUUUUAACCACUGCACAACCAAGGCGCUCUCCCUAAGAACAGGGUCAUCUCUUCCUGGUAGCCCUGGGUAUCCCAGAACUUACGCAAAGAAAUUCCAACACGGUGCUGGGUCUCGUUUUGUGUAGUACACAUGUUAUUUGGGGUUUACCUUUUUAUUUUGUGUUAUAUUUUGUUCCUUCUUGUGACGUACUUUCUUACAUGUUUCCAUUUUUAAAAAUGCCUGUAUUUUCUAUAUAAAAAUAUAUUAAAUAGAUGCUGCUCCACUCACAAAAUGUACAUACUCUGCUGUCUAUUGGGAAAGUACCUGGUACACAUUUUUAUUCAGUUACUGAAAAUGAUGUUUCAAUUAAAAUAUAUUUUGCUACUAAAUAA
This is a messenger RNA of Myotis davidii, 10814 nucleotides long. It is a transcript of the gene SVEP1, whose product is annotated as sushi, von Willebrand factor type A, EGF and pentraxin domain containing 1. The record is from RefSeq and is a predicted model, not a curated record. Bases 1 to 10449 code for a protein of 3482 amino acids. Gene Ontology annotation, molecular function: calcium ion binding. The transcript is spliced from 49 exons. NCBI's taxonomy places the organism in Eukaryota, Metazoa, Chordata, Mammalia, Chiroptera, Vespertilionidae.